Molecule: messenger RNA, 645 nt
Organism: Neurospora tetrasperma FGSC 2508
Lineage: Eukaryota; Fungi; Ascomycota; Sordariomycetes; Sordariales; Sordariaceae
Exons: 3
Coding region: 1-645 (214 amino acids)
Source: RefSeq, a predicted model, not a curated record
AUGCAACUGAAUGACUACCUGUACCACAAACCUAAAGACUGCCUGCCAUUCGUGGCCAGGACCAUGGUGUCGGAAAAGCCGAGCCGAGAGCAACGUAAGGCGGGGCCUCGAGCUUCGAUGCGCAUCUGGUUGGAUGGUGGAAGUGUGGGGAAAUCUUUUCGACACGAGGCGUCAAAAGACGGCAGGCUCAUCUGGACGCCCAUGGUCUGGCCCUCCAGUUCCACGCACCCACAAAUCGAGUCCCUUGUGAUCUCGCUUGUCUGCAAGAGUCGGCAUUCCAUCAGUCAUUCUACUACAUCCAUAUCUCCGCCCGGGACUCAUACCCAGCAACUCCAGGGCAUCCAGGGCAUCGACCAGCAGACGUCACAUCCGAUCAGACCGCUGGUUCUCGUGUACCCGCCGGCGUUGACUCUCGCCUGGCCAUCAACCGCAAAACGGCGAGACUCCAAGUUCUUCCGGAUCGUCAUGACAAUCGCUGGACUAUCACGACCGCCAACUGCUACAACAAGUGGUAGUACGCCAUCCUUCAAACCAAGCUCGCCAAGUUUGACACUGCGACGGAGGGGACAGAGCUUCCAUUUUUCCCCUGCUGUUGCCCCACCCGUCGACCCGUUUACAGCUCCCCUCAGGCGCCUAGGGCCUUGA